AUGGAUAAUGAUAAUAUAGAAACUAGAGUACUUUCAAUACAAUCGUGGGUCUGUCAUGGUUAUGUUGGAAACAAGUGUGCUGUUAUGGCAUUGCAGCAUCUCGGUAUCGAUGUUGAUCCAAUAAAUACUGUACAACUAUCGAACAAUACUGCUUAUACAUCGUUCAAAGGUGAAUCACUGUCUGCUGCUAAACUCUUGGAGAUAUUCGAAACAUUACAACACAACAAGCUUGCAAACUACACUCAUCUACUAACUGGUUACAACAACAAUGCUGAAACUCUACGAACUGUACUAUCAAUAGUUAAGAAACUUAAAGAAUCAAAUCCAAAUUUAAUAUAUGUAUGUGAUCCCGUUUUAGGUGAUAAUAAUGCUCUAUAUGUUCCAGAGAAUUUGGUUGCUGUCUAUAGAGAUGAAGUAAUUAUACAUGCAGACUAUUUAUUCCCUAAUCAAACAGAAGCAGAAUAUCUUACAGGAAUCAAGAUAUCUAGUCAAGACGAUGCCAUUCGUGCUAUCGAUAGUUUACACGACAAGGGUAUCGCCAAUGUAAUUAUAACUAGCUGUACGAUCGAUAAUAACGAUGAGGAUAUUGUUGUCAUUGGCAGUCGUAAAGGUGAAAGAAAAUUCCGUUUGUCUGUUAAGAAAUUCGAUGGAUACUACAGUGGAACAGGUGAUACAUUCAGUGCAUUGCUUCUUGGAUAUUGUGUAGAGCAACAACAGAUCAGUGGAGCCAGCAAGACUCAAAUUAGUUUGGCAUCUGCUUGUGAACAGGCAGUGACCACUCUCUACAACAUUAUCAAACUGACCCACAACGCAAAACAACUGAUUCCAUCCUCAAAAUUGGGUGAAUACCACGAAUUGAAAUUAAUCCAAUCACGACACUUCAUUGGAAAUAAACAAGUACAAUUCCCAAGUACAUAUAUUUAA
Heterostelium album PN500 is the source of this 924-nucleotide messenger RNA. It is a transcript of the gene pykA, whose product is annotated as pyridoxal kinase. The record is from RefSeq and is a predicted model, not a curated record. Gene Ontology annotation, molecular function: pyridoxal kinase activity. Gene Ontology annotation, biological process: pyridoxal 5'-phosphate salvage. Lineage: Eukaryota; Evosea; Eumycetozoa; Acytosteliales; Acytosteliaceae. The transcript is spliced from 2 exons. Gene Ontology annotation, cellular component: cytosol. Bases 1 to 924 code for a protein of 307 amino acids.